Thrips palmi is the source of this 1207-nucleotide messenger RNA. RefSeq names its product annexin B10 (gene AnxB10). Gene Ontology annotation, cellular component: cytoplasm. Bases 20 to 1099 code for a protein of 359 amino acids. Lineage: Eukaryota; Metazoa; Arthropoda; Insecta; Thysanoptera; Thripidae. The record is from RefSeq and is a predicted model, not a curated record. The transcript has 8 exons. Gene Ontology annotation, molecular function: calcium-dependent phospholipid binding; calcium ion binding.
GCGCCGGCAGGCCGGCUGAAUGCAGGCAGCAGCAGCAGAGAGCAGCCAGACAGUAGACCGUCGGCGUCGUUCGUUGGGCGUGUCACGAGAGAAGCCUCCACAGCCCGGCCAGCGCGCACCCACAUUCCAGUCAACAGCCAUGAGUCCACGGGGUGUUCCCACUGUGGUGCCGGCGGCCAACUUCAGCGCCGCCGACGACGGCGCCGCGCUGCGCGCCGCCAUGAAGGGCUUCGGCACGGACGAGCAGGCCAUCAUCGACAUCCUGACGACGCGCUCCAACGCCCAGCGCCAGGAGAUGGCGCGCUACUUCACCACCGAGUACGGCAGGGACCUGAUCGAUGACCUCAAGAGCGAACUUGGCGGCCACUUCGAGGACGUGGUGGUGGCCCUGGUGCGGCCGCCGGCGGACUACCUCUGCAAGCAGCUGCACAAGGCCAUGGAGGGCAUGGGCACCAACGAGCACACCCUCAUCGAGAUCCUCUGCUCCAGGUCCAACUCGGAGGUGCAGGACCUCGUCACCGCCUACGAGCGCCUGUACGACCGGCCCCUGGCCGAGCACAUGUGCAGCGAGACUUCGGGAGACUUCCGCCGGCUGCUGACCCUCAUCGUCACGACGGGGGCUGACGCCAAGAAGCCGGCCAACAAGGAGGCUGCCGUGCAGCUGGCCACCGAGCUGCAUAACGCAGGCGAGGGCAAGCUGGGCACGGACGAGGAGGUGUUCAACCGCAUCCUGGCGCACGAGAGCUUCGACCAGCUGAGGCUCAUCUUCGAGGAGUACAAGAACGUGUCGGGCCGCACCAUCCAGCAGGCCAUCCGGGACGAGCUGGGGGGCGAGCUCAAGGAGGCCAUCUCCACCAUCGUGGAGUGCGUCCAGAACCCGGCGGCCUUCUUCGCCGAGCGGCUGCACAAGGCCAUCGCGGGCGCGGGCACGGACGACGAGACCCUCAUCAGGAUCAUCGUGAGCCGCAGCGAGAUCGACCUGGGCGACAUCAAGCGCGAGUACGAGCGCCUGUACGAGAAGACGCUGGAGAGCGCCGUCAAGAAUGAGUGCUCUGGCGACUACAAGCGCACGCUGCUCGCCCUCAUCGGCGGACCCUGAGCCGCCCGAACCGCAGGGCGAAACACGAGAGCGGGUCUUCAUUAUUUAUAGAUUUUUAUUUUACAUGUAUUUCUACAAAAUUUAAAUAUAAAUAUGUAUAAAUAGGAA